Nelumbo nucifera (sacred lotus) is the source of this 1003-nucleotide messenger RNA. RefSeq lists its product as uncharacterized. Lineage: Eukaryota; Viridiplantae; Streptophyta; Magnoliopsida; Proteales; Nelumbonaceae. The record is from RefSeq and is a predicted model, not a curated record.
UCCAAGAUACAGGCUUUUUUAAGUCCUUCAGUCACAAUCUUCUCGAGAGCAGACUGUUUCAUCAACUUUCUCUUGAAGAAAGCAGUUACAUAUAUUCACAACUGCUGCUGCUACUGCUGUAGGCACUACUGAAACCACUUCUGCGACGAAUUUGAAAAUCAUUAAUGGCGAAGAAGAAAACAGAUUUGGGUCGCAGAGCGUGGAAUCUACUGCGUCUUGUAUUGUUAUGGGCAAGAAAAGGUGGAAUUAUCAAGCGAGGACUCAUGAUGGACCUUCGACGACUCCUGCCCAACCACAUCAAGAACCUAUGCAACGCUGCCGAUCGGGACUCCAUUCGUCCUUACGGGGAGAGGGAGCUCUCUUUCGACAAGACGCCUCUCUUCCACUUCAAAAUGCAUCGCCCCCCUUCGCUGAGAUUUCAAUUUCCAUGUUUAAAUCCACCCCAUGUCGAUUUCGAUUUCGAUUUCAAGGGCGACUACUUGGACGAUAUAGAUGGAAUCUGCAACCAAGGCGGCAGGAACAGUUUUCUCAUCAAAGCUGAUGAUGAUGAAAAGGAAGAAGACUAUGGGGGUGACUGGGAUGAUACACAAACCUCUGAAAUGUUUCCAUGCCAAGAAGAGGAAGGGAAUAUUGAUCUCAAGGCUGAGAAGUUUAUAGCUAACUUCUAUGAACAAAUUAAGUUGCAGAGACAGAUUUCAUAUCUACAAUACAAUGAGAUGCUAACAAGAGGCGCAAGUUGAUGAAAAAGAAUACUGUUGAUAGUGAUGAGUUCCCUGUAUUUUUUCAGAUUUUGCUGCCUUCUUUUGUUCUUUUUCCAUAAAAGAGUUCUUGCGGCGUUGUUGUAAAUACAGUGUGGAGGCUCGGCUUUCAAGUAUCAACCGGAACCGAGUGUUUACAGUGCCAGAAUAAGUGUUGUAUUAACAAUAUAAAUGGAUUGACAGAACGGAUUCACAGAAUCACUGUCUGUUUGUGAGAUGUUAAAGGUCAAUAUACUUUGUGAUUA